Mastomys coucha (southern multimammate mouse) is the source of this 5839-nucleotide messenger RNA. RefSeq names its product erbb2 interacting protein (gene Erbin). Gene Ontology annotation, cellular component: postsynaptic density; adherens junction; postsynaptic membrane. Bases 102 to 4454 code for a protein of 1450 amino acids. NCBI's taxonomy places the organism in Eukaryota, Metazoa, Chordata, Mammalia, Rodentia, Muridae. The transcript is spliced from 27 exons. Gene Ontology annotation, molecular function: protein binding. Gene Ontology annotation, biological process: neurotransmitter receptor transport, endosome to postsynaptic membrane; neurotransmitter receptor transport postsynaptic membrane to endosome. The record is from RefSeq and is a predicted model, not a curated record.
GUCAAGCCGAGCCUCGGGACGGCAGCCCUGAGACACCCGGAGAGAAUGUUGGCUCAAUUAAGAAACAUCAGGGAGAUAAAUUCAACUCAGUGCAUUUAAAAAUGACUACAAAACGAAGUUUGUUUGUGCGGUUGGUACCAUGUCGCUGUCUACGAGGGGAAGAGGAGACAGUCACUACUUUAGAUUAUUCUCAUUGCAGCUUGGAACAAGUUCCUAAAGAGAUUUUCACCUUUGAAAAAACUUUAGAGGAGCUCUAUUUAGAUGCUAAUCAGAUUGAAGAGCUUCCAAAGCAACUUUUUAAUUGUCAGUCUCUAUAUAAACUAAGUUUGCCAGACAAUGAUUUAACAACAUUACCAGCCUCCAUUGCAAAUCUUAUUAAUCUCAGGGAACUGGAUGUCAGCAAAAAUGGAAUACAAGAAUUUCCAGAAAAUAUUAAAAAUUGUAAAGUUUUGACAGUUGUGGAAGCCAGUGUAAACCCUAUUUCUAAGCUCCCUGAUGGGUUUUCUCAGCUGCUAAACCUAACCCAGUUAUAUCUGAAUGAUGCUUUCCUUGAAUUCUUACCAGCUAAUUUUGGAAGAUUAACUAAACUCCAGAUACUAGAACUUAGAGAAAACCAGUUGAAAAUGUUGCCUAAAACCAUGAAUAGACUGACCCAGCUGGAAAGACUGGAUUUGGGAAGUAAUGAAUUCACUGAAGUGCCUGAAGUACUUGAACAACUAAGUGGAUUGAGAGAGUUUUGGAUGGAUGGCAAUAGACUGACUUUUAUUCCAGGGUUUAUUGGUAGUUUGAGACAGCUCACAUACUUGGAUGUUUCUAAAAAUAAUAUUGAAAUGGUUGAAGAAGGAAUUUCAACUUGUGAAAACCUCCAGGACUUUCUCUUAUCAAGUAAUUCCCUUCAGCAGCUACCUGAGACUAUUGGUUCAUUGAAAAAUGUCACAACUCUUAAAAUAGAUGAAAACCAAUUAAUGUAUCUACCAGACUCAAUAGGAGGGUUAAGGUCAAUAGAAGAACUGGAUUGCAGUUUCAAUGAAAUUGAAGCUUUGCCUUCAUCAAUUGGACAGCUCACAAACAUAAGAACAUUUGCUGCAGAUCACAAUUACUUACAACAGUUACCCCCAGAGAUUGGAAACUGGAAAAAUAUAACUGUGCUGUUUCUCCAUUCUAAUAAACUAGAGACACUUCCAGAGGAAAUGGGUGAUAUGCAAAAAUUAAAAGUCAUUAAUUUAAGUGAUAACAGGUUAAAGAAUUUGCCUUUUAGCUUUACAAAGCUACAACAGUUGACUGCUAUGUGGCUGUCAGAUAAUCAGUCCAAACCUCUGAUACCUCUUCAAAAAGAAAGUGACUCAGAGACUCAGAAGGUGGUGCUUACUAAUUACAUGUUCCCUCAGCAGCCACGGACUGAAGACGUUAUGUUCAUAUCAGAUAAUGAAAGUUUUAAUCCUGCAUUGUGGGAAGAACAGAGAAAACAGCGGGCUCAAGUGGCAUUUGAAUGUGAUGAAGACAAAGAUGAGAGAGAAGCGCCUCCCAGGGAAGGAAACUUAAAGAGAUAUCCAACACCAUACCCAGAUGAGCUUAAGAAUAUGGUCAAGACUGUUCAAACCAUUGUACAUAGAUUAAAAGAUGAAGAGACUAAUGAAGAGUCUGGGAGAGAUUUGAAACAACAUGAAGAUCAGCAAGUUGUAAAUAAGGAUAAGGGUGUGAAGACUUCAGAAAGUACUACAACAAAAAGCAAACUUGAUGAAAGAGAAAAGCAUAUGAAUUCUGUACAGAAAAUGAGUGAGCCUGAAGCUGAGACCAAUGCUGGAAAUUUACCAGUAACUGCAAAUAGGAAAUUGUCUGAGAACCUGAAGCAUAUUGUUAACCAUGAUGAUGUUUUUGAGGAAUCUGAAGAACUUUCUUCUGAUGAAGAAAUGAAAAUGGCAGAGAUGCGACCUCCAUUAAUUGACACCUCAAUUAGUCAGCCCAAAGUUGUAGCACUUAGUAAUAAUAAGAAGGAUGAUGCAAAGGAUGCAGAUUCUUUAUCAGAUGAAGUCACACACAAUAGUAAUCAGAAUAACAGCAACUGUUCUUCUCCAUCCCGGAUGUCUGAUUCAGUGUCUCUUAACACUGACAGCAGUCAAGACACCUCACUCUGUUCUCCCGUCAAACAGAAUCCUGUCGAUAGGAACUCCAAAGUCAGGCAAGAAGAUGAAAAUUUUAACAGCCUUUUACAAAAUGGAGUUAAUUUAAACAAUUCACCAGAGGAAAAAUUCAAAACUAAUGAUAAAAAGGAUUUUAAGUUACCUGAGUAUGAUUUGAAUAUUGAAGAACAAUUAGUUCUGAUUGAAAAAGAUGUUGAUUCAAAAGCCACAUCUGAUGACUCUCACCAGUUAGACCAUAUCAACAUGAACCUUAAUAAACUUGUGACCAAUAAUAUUUUUCAACCAGAAAUAAUGGAAAGAUCAAAGAUGCAGGAUAUAAUGCUUGGAACAGGCUUUUUAAGUAUUCAUCCUAAAAGUGAGGCAGAGCACAUAGAAAAUGGAAAUAAGUUUCCAAAUUUGGAGUCCAUAAACAAGGUAAAUGGUCUUUCUGAGGAUACUCCACAGUCUCCUGGUAGGAUUGAACCACAGAAUACCAGUUCUUCUGCUGAUGUGGGUAUUUCUAAAAGCACGGAAGAUCUGUCUCCUCAGAGAAGUGGUCCAACUGGAUCUGUUGUGAAAUCUCAUAGUAUAACUAACAUGGAGGCUGGAGGCUUAAAAAUCUAUGAUAUUCUUGGUGAUGAUGGUCCUCAGCCCCCAAGUGCAGCAGUUAAAAUUGCAUCUACUGUAGAUGGGAAAAACAUAGUCAGGAGUAAGUCUGCCACACUGCUGUAUGAUCAGCCCCUGCAGGUGUUCACUGCUUCUUCUUCAUCUUCUGAAUUACUAUCAGGUACAAAGGCAGUUUUCAAGUUUGAUUCAAAUCAUAACCCUGAAGAGCCAGAUCUAAUAAGAGCUCCCACAGUACCUGGCCCACAGUCUACACCUCAACUGUAUGGUCCUCCACAAUAUAAUGUUCAAUACAGUGGCAGUGCUACAGUGAAAGACACUUUAUGGCACCCUAAACAGAAUCCACAAAUAGAUCCUGUCAGUUUUCCUCCUCAGCGCCUUCCAAGAUCUGAGAGUGCAGAAAAUCACAGUUAUGCAAAGCAUUCUGCCAAUAUGAAUUUCUCUAAUCAUAACAAUGUUAGAGCCAAUACUGCAUACCACUUACAUCAGAGACUUACCCCAGCCAGACAUGGAGAAAUGUGGGCUAUCUCCCCAAAUGACCGGCUGGUGCCUGCAGUAACUCGGACUACUAUUCAGCGACAGAGUAGUGUAUCUUCAACAGCUUCUGUAAACCUUGGUGAUCCCACAAGACGUACUGAAGGAGAUUAUUUAUCAUACAGAGAGUUACAUUCAAUGGGAAGAACUCCAGUCAUGUCAGGAUCACAGAGACCUCUUUCUGCACGAGCAUACAGCAUUGAUGGUCCAAAUACAUCAAGGCCUCAGAGUGCCCGGCCCUCUAUUAAUGAAAUACCAGAGAGAACUAUGUCAGUUAGUGAUUUCAAUUACUCACGGACUAGUCCUUCAAAAAGACCAAAUACAAGGGUUGGUUCCGAACAUUCUUUAUUAGAUCCUCCAGGAAAAAGCAAAGUUCCUCAUGACUGGCGGGAACAAGUACUUCGACACAUUGAGGCCAAAAAGUUAGAAAAGAGUAUGCUGUCAAGGUCCUUUAAUUCCAAUCUUACUGCUGUAAGCAGUUCUCACUAUGGCAGCUCUAGGGAUCUGCAUGGCAGCCAGGGCAGCCUAGCCCUGAGUGUUGCAGACGGAAGAGGUUCUGGUGGGCACAUUUUUCGACAUCCCCAGACAUCCAGUCCUGGAGACUGUUGCCAAGAUGAUAGAUUCAUGUCAGGAGAGCAGAACCACCCGUCAGGUGCACUUAGUCACAGAGAUCUUCCAGACAGCUUGAUGAAAAUGCCUUUGAGUAAUGGACAAAUGGGCCAGCCUCUCAGGCCUCAGGCAAAUUAUAGUCAAACACAUCAUCCCCCUCAGGCAUCUGUGGCAAGGCAUCCCUCUAGAGAACAACUAAUUGAUUAUUUGAUGCUGAAAGUGGCCCACCAGCCUCCAUAUACACAUCCCCAUUGUUCUCCUAGACAAGGCCAUGAACUGGCAAAGCAAGAGAUUCGAGUAAGAGUAGAAAAGGAUCCAGAACUUGGAUUUAGCAUAUCAGGAGGUGUCGGGGGUAGAGGAAACCCUUUCAGACCUGAUGAUGAUGGUAUAUUUGUAACAAGGGUACAGCCUGAAGGACCAGCAUCAAAAUUACUACAGCCAGGAGAUAAAAUUAUUCAGGCUAAUGGCUACAGUUUUAUCAACAUUGAACAUGGGCAAGCAGUGUCCUUGUUAAAAACUUUCCAUAACGCAGUAGAACUCAUCAUUGUACGAGAAGUUUCUUCAUAAGCACUAUGACAAAAGAAAAAAAAAUGGGGGAAGAUAGCAAGAUUUAUGGAAGACACUUGCAAGGGAAAUAACUAUUUUGCUUAUUUUUAUAUAUAAAGAAGAACUCAAACUGUUGGCUUGGAACUUGUACAUUACUGAAAUAAUGGACCUUGUGGUUAGAGGGAGGAACCACUGUACAGAAGAUAAAAGAGACUGUUGGAUUCAUAUCAUAUAAAAUUUGUUGUUAGGUUUUUAAACUUAGCAAAUCAAGGCUACAGAAACAAAAUUAUGUUGUUUUUGUAUAGAUUGUAGGUUUAUUUUUGGAUUUCAUACACAUGACUGACUGUAUGCAAGGCAAUAGUUAGCCUUGAUGUAGCCCAGAGACAGAUGGCAGAGCUGUCUAUCUCAUAGCUUUUGUGUCCUUACUUUUAUCCAACUGGUAUUAAUGUUUUUUCUGCCGAACUACUUUUUCCUUGUGGGUAAGAGAUUGGAAGUGUUGGCUUUUGCUAUGUGCAUACUGAGGAGUGGGUAGAUGAAGUUGGUGCUGGUGGGUUCACUUUUCAAGGCCAGAGUAAAGCAUUAUUUCCUAUAAAAAAAUCUGAGGCAAACGGUGAAAAAAAGUUAUCUGAUAAUGUGUUUUUACUAAUAGAAUAAUGCAAUAAAAUACGUACCGUCUUUUUAAAAGACAAUAAUUGCAUUUUAUGAGCUCUACAAGAUGGAUUCUUGUCAUAGCUGUUGACUAUACAUUUGCUACUGGUGAUUCAGUUUUUAAUUUUUUUAGUUACUGAAGUUUUUAACUCUAAUGUAGAUGCAUGUCCACGCAUUUCUCAUUCUAUGAAGUCCUGAUACUUUUUUCUUUGAUAAAUGGUGGUACUUGCAACCUAAUUUUUAUAACUCCAUCAUAAUCUAAUUUAUAAUUUUUGUCUUAAGAAGCAAAUGAAACUAAAAAGCCAGUUUUAAGUUUUGUGUAUCACCCAUAAUACAAAAUGUAAGAAGGUUUCAGAAAGCCUCUUGGUUUUGUUGGCCUGGCGUUGCCUUGGUAAAAUGAGAGGAAAUGUGAGUGUGCAUGGAGCUAGGAAACCAAAGCAAGUCUGUGAGACUGGCACAGUGAUGGAGAAUUGCUGCAGAAAGUGUAGAGCACAGGAAUGGUCCCCGAGGCCUGCCAGUGUGUAAAGUGUUCAGAUAAAGGGCUGUUCUACAGAUAACAUUCAAUGUGAACUCCACACUUCAGAGUCUGUAAAGGGUUUCUAAAUGUACCGGUGUGAUAGCGUUUUAUCACCAAUUGCCUUUGUUCCUAGUUACUGUAACAAGGAUUGAUGAUAGAAGUGUAUUAAUUUUGUUUAUCCAAACCAUUCAUUUUAUUUGCUUUUGUUCUAUAUAAUCAAAUAAAGUUUGGGUAACAUGCA